CGGACACGUGCAAGUGCACCUUAUUCCCUCCCUUCACGACGAUGAACAAUUCACCCACCACCCUUUUCGAUUCUUAUGAGCAGGACUUCCAACAAUUCAUAGAGACCAUUCGCCAGAAGCUGGACGGUGAAGGCAAAGAUGACAGCGGCGAACAACGCAAGGCUUCUCUAAGGAGAGCCGAAAUGGAGCUCGACGAGGCAGACGAGAUGGUCUCGCAAAUGGAGAUUGAAAUCCAGGGCAUUCCUCAGUCAAUACGACCGCAGUAUCAAACCCGCUUGAAGAACGCCAAGCUCGAGCUCGCACGAUACAAGAAGCAGUAUAAGGAGGUGCAUGCUCAGCUCGCUCGUAGCGCUCUGUUAGCCUCGUCGAAGCAUUCUGGAGCCUUCACUUCGGAUGAGCCUUACGGUCCGGCCACCGAUCGCACCCGACUUCUGGCAGGAACUGCUGUUCUCGAGGAUGGCACCAAACGGCUCCAGGACUCGCAUCGUAUCGCCCUUGAAACUGAAAGCCAAGGCGCGGACAUCCUGAUGAACCUGCGUCAACAGAGAGAACAAAUCGUUCACUCUCGUGAUACCUUGGAAGCCGCCAACACCCACAUCGACCGCGCGUCCGGAACACUCAAGGGAAUGAUCAGAAGGAUGUACCAGCAGCGGGUUGUGACUGGGGCGAUCAUUCUUGUACUUGUUCUGCUUAUCGGCAUCAUUCUCUAUGAGAAGCUCAUUGCUUAAUCUAUAUUCUUAUGUAUCUUCCGUUUUCGCUCCGGCCUGGAUUAAUGCAUUGUACAAGUACACGGUAUGAGUACGUCCAUAGAAAGCGAGCCUAAUAACGGCCUUGUUCGGGGUCGGGACCGGAACGCCAUGAUUGCUGCUGAGAAUGCUGAGGGUGUCCUCCGUAGGCAUCCGAAUCUUCAUAGGCUAGGCCACUGGGCGGAGAUGUAAACGCGCCCGGUGCGGCUCGCUGUUGGGGACGGGGACUGGGCACUGCCCGGCCCUGGUAUACAUCCGACGGGUCGAAGUUCUGACUGGGGGUUCCUGUGCGAUCCGUGGGAUAUUGGGAGUGGGAGUACUGGGGAGCUUCCCCGUAGUAUGAUUCGGGCGGCGCAACAGAGCCAGUUCGAUUCACCGGUUCCGCAUAGUAAGGUGCAACAGAGCCAGCACGAUCGAUGGGUUCGGCGUAGUAUGGUGCGACGGAUCCGGCUCGGUCAAUGGGUUCGGCGUAGUACGGGUUAGGAGGGGCAGCUGAUCCCGGACGGACGAUGUUGUGUUGUCCAUGAGCAAAUGGUGCAGCGCCAGAAGUAAGCUGUGUCGUGCUUUCGUCGCCAUACUGAGUUUGAUACUCGUCCUGAGCAAGCGUGGCCUGCGAUGGGUUGUAUUUCGCAUAAGCGUCUGGAGCUUGAUAAUUGGAAUAGGGGUUAUAUGCGGGCAUCGCAGGAGGAUUCGACUUGUGAUCGCUGUAGUAAUACGAGUCCUGGGUGUACGUGCUUGGAGCAGGACCGCGGGUGUAGAUUGAGGCCUUGUCGUCCAAGUCGUCGUCCACGGAGAGGUUUGGCAGGGUAGGCUGCGGAAGAGGCUUCGAAGUAAAGACACCUUUCUUGUUCUUGAGAUGAGAGAAGUCGCCACGGGCUUCGCGCAACGCCUGUUUCUGAUUCUCGUCCAGUCUC
Mycena citricolor is the source of this 1660-nucleotide messenger RNA. NCBI's taxonomy places the organism in Eukaryota, Fungi, Basidiomycota, Agaricomycetes, Agaricales, Mycenaceae. The record is from the annotation of a GenBank genome assembly.